Molecule: messenger RNA, 722 nt
Organism: Serpula lacrymans var. lacrymans S7.9
Lineage: Eukaryota; Fungi; Basidiomycota; Agaricomycetes; Boletales; Serpulaceae
Exons: 2
Coding region: 69-347 (92 amino acids)
Source: RefSeq, a predicted model, not a curated record
UUAUCGCAGGUGGUGUUGUUGGUGGUGUAGCUGGUAUAGCAAUCAUAGUUGCAGGUGCCGUAUAUCUCAUGCGCCGUCGUGCAAAAGCACAAUACAGUCGCGGCCUACGUGGGGAAUCGUCAGUUGAUUCUUCAUUUAUGAGGCAGUCUAUAUCUCAACGCAUAGUGCCGAACAAUUUUGAGCGACCAUACAACCCGGAUGAUCCUAACACAUACCCCACUCAUUUACUCAGUUCAGUCACAUACAACAACAGCUCCGACUCACAGCCCAAUAUUUGGUCAUCUAUGCCUAACGCCCAGACCAAUCACCCACGCUCUGGCGCUUAUACCGGCUUGGCUCAAAUUUAACCCUCUUGUCAUUGCUUUCUUUGAUGGGUGAAUGUCUUUUACAUAUUCUGUUUUUCCUUGGGGUAGCUCCCAAAACUUUCAGCUUGCUCGGACAAAGCACGACUCAUGAUUAUCACUAUUUAUGGGGUAAGAGCCCUAGGUGAUUACGGAUAGAAGUAUACAGCCAGUCACUGUAUGUAGUAUACGGUCUGCCAGGGAGCAGGAGACACAUGUCAUAUCGGAUAGACGUAUAUGGCCGGCCGUGACUAUAGUACACUGUCUGUCAGCCACAAAACGUUCAGCAUGCCUUGCGGCAGCAUAAUGCACAACAACGAUCGGAUAUAGUUUGUGUAUUACCAUAAAAGCAAUCGCAGUGGCGCGAGGCUCCGGUUUUGA